CUAGCUCAUUAUCAGGCAGCCAUCUUGGUCAACACCCACUCUGCUGUCUGUCAGAGGAGCAGCGACUCACUGCCUGCACACAGCCAAUCCUGUGAGGGUUAGCCGAACGAGAGGAGAGGGGCGAAGGCAGAGCCCACCAAAAGGAGAAGCUGUAAUUCCAGCAGAGCAGAGAUCUAGCGUUGUUAUCCCAGUAGCCAGGCCGCGCCCAGGCAGAGACCUAGCGUUGUUCUCCCAGUACCCAGGCUGUGCCGCGCUGCAGAGAGGAGAGAGGAGAGGGCAGGACUGCAGCUUUUGUUGAGACAGACGCACAGUGGUGUUUUUUUCUCCUUACUCAUCCGAAAGGCAGGAGUACGUGAAGGGGGAGGAGGCACGGAGUGGAAGAAAAUAACGCCGUCCUUUCUUCUAUCUGAAGAGUUGGACACCGUUCUGUCCUCUUUCUCUCAUCUCUUCAGUCCUGUUCCACUGCUGUGGUUCGGCACAGACAUUUUCUCUCCAUCCCCCUCUUUUCGGCCUUUGUGUCGCCUGGACAGAGAGAGCGUUCCUGCUUUGUUGCCAUUCUUCUCUCAGCCCUCUAUUCGCUGAGUCAUCAUGGCAGACGUGACUCCUCAGGCCGAUGCCCCGACCCCCACCACUGACAAGAUCACGCAAGCCGCCCGGGAAACCAUUUACCUGUGCAACUUCCGUGUGUCUGUGGACGGAGAAUGGCUCUGUCUCAGGGAGCUCAACGACAUCUCCCUCACCCCGGACCCAGAACCAGCCCACGAAGGUAGGUGACUGACAGGGGCUGAGGCUGACCUAGUCUAGGAUGGUGGAGGGGGUGUGGGGGAUGGGGCCCUGUUCAAGAGGAUGCAACGUUACUGCAUCCAGGGCCCAUAUUCAUAAAAACUAAUCUCAGUAGGAGUACUGAUCUAAUAUCAGCCUUUUAGAUCAUAAUAAAUAACACGGACAGAAGGACUUGAUUCUAGAUCAGCACUCUUACUCUGAGACUCUUUAUGAAUACAGGCCCAGGUCAUGGUAAUGUAGUCACGUCAGAAUACAGGCCCAGGUCAUGGUAAUGUAGUCACGUCAGAAUACAGGCCCGGGUCAUGGUAAUGUAGUCACGUCUGAAUACAGGCCCAGGUCAUGGUAAUGUAGUCACGUCAGAAUACAGGCCCAGGUCAUGGUAAUGUAGUCACGUCAGAAUACAGGCCCAGGCCGGUCAUGGUAAUGUAGUCCCGUCAGAAUACGCCCAGGUCAUGGUAAUGUAGUCCCGUCAGAAUACAGGCCCAGUCAUGGUAAUGUAGUCCCGUCAGAAUCAGGCCCAGGUCAUGGUAAUGUAGUCACGUCAGAAUCAGCCCAGUCAUGGUAAUGUAGUCCCGUCAGAAUACAGGCCCAGGUCCAUGGUAAUGUAGUCACGUCAGAAUACAGGCCCAGGUCAGGUAAUGUAGUCACGUCAGAAUACAGGCCCUGGUCAUGGUAAGGUAGUCACGUCAGAAACAGGCCCAGGUCAUGGUCAAUGUAUCACGUCAGAUCAGGGCCCAGGUCAUGGUAAUGUAGUCACGUCAGAAUACAGCCCAGGUCAUGGUAAUGUAUCACGUCAGAAUACAGGCCCAGGUCAUUGGUAAAUGUAGUCACGCCAGAAUACAGGCCCAGGUCAUGGUAAUGUAGUCACGCCAGAAUACAGGCCCAGGUCAUGGUAUGUAGUCACGCCAAGAAUACAGGCCCAGGUCAUGGUAAUGUAGUCACGUCAGAAUACAGGCCCAGGUCAUGGUAAUGUAGUCACGUCAGAAUACAGGCCCAGGUCAUGGUAAUGUAGUCCCGUCAGAAUACAGGCCCAGGUCAUGGUAAUGUAGUCCCGUCAGAAUACAGGCCCAGGUCAUGGUAAUGUAGUCCCGUCAGAAUACAGGCCCAGGUCAUGGUAAUGUAGUCACGUCAGAAUACAGGCCCUGGUCAUGGUAAUGUAGUCACGUCAGAAUACAGGCCCAGGUCAUGGUAAUGUAGUCACGUCAGAAUACAGGCCCAGGUCAUGGUAAUGUAGUCACGUCAGAAUACAGGCCCAGGUCAUGGUAAUGUAGUCACGUCAGAAUACAGGCCCAGGUCAUGGUAAUGUAGUCACGCCAGAAUACAGGCCCAGGUCAUGGUAAUGUAGUCACGCCAGAAUACAGGCCCAGGUCAUGGUAAUGUAGUCACGCCAGAAUACAGGCCCAGGUCAUGGUAAUGUAGUCACGUCAGAAUACAGGCCCAGGCCAUAGUAAUGUAGUCACGCCAGAAUACAGGCCCAGGCCAUGGUAAUGUAGUCACGCCAGAAUACAGGCCCAGGUCAUGGUAAUGUAGUCACGUCAGAAUACAGGCCCAGGUCAUGGUAAUGUAGUCACGUCAGAAUACAGGCCCAGGUCAUGGUAAUGUAGUCACGUCAGUAACAGCCCGGUCAUGGUAUGUAGUCACGUCAGAAUACAGGCCCUGGUCAUGGUAAUGUAGUCACGUCAGAAUACAGGCCCGGGUCAUGGUAAUGUAGUCACGUCAGAAUACAGGCCCAGGUCAUGGUAAUGAUGUUCUCUCUGAGCCAUGGAGGAGGAGAGGGGUGUGAUUAGGCUACACUGUCACGUAAAUCAUCCUGCUGUCCUGCAUGUGGGGUAGUUUAAAUGUGGUCACCCUAGGUGUGGUGAGGUGCUGCUUGGAAUUAAGGUGCAUCUUUCAGAUGAGGUCUUGUGUCUGUAGGGAUCCUGUGUCCUGUAGGGAUCCCGUGAUACAGACAUCUUGGUGUCAUUAUACCGUGUGCUCCCAAAAAAUGAGGUAUCGCUACAUUCUUAAAUACAAUUUUACCAAUGAUUUUAUAUAAACCCUGGAUUGCUGAUGCUAUGAAUUGGCCAAUGAGAGGCUUUGAAGCCACCGGUCGGCCAUAUUGGCACUCCCCAGUAGGAGCAGUCCUCCAUAGGAAUGAAUGGAAUUCUACAGUAUUUCAAUUCAAUGUUUCAAGGACAAAAUUACAUCUAUUUAGUUGUUGUAGUGGGGACAAUAACAUUAGUAAUCUCUAAAAAUAUAAAUUUUAGUUUAGGUCAUAAUAGAAUGUUAAAGUAUGCAAUUAAGGUGUCUGUAAUAAAAUAAACGAAUGUAGACAUUAAUAAAUGGAUUUCUAUUACUUCAAAAAAAAAAAAAUUUUUUACAACGGUGGGGAAUACCAAGAUGGAGGUGUGGUCGCUUCAACACAGUACCCCCAAAUCAGUCCUCUAGUGUGUUUAUAUAAAUCAUUUCAUUUUACACAUUCAUUUAUUCAACAUCAAUUUUGUUCGUUUUUUUUAGACAUUUGUUUUAAACGAUAUACUCUACAAGUACAUCACAUUUCCAGAGUGGGCUCUCUGCUACUUUUAAUGUUAAGAUACUUUUUAUGAGCACCACCACAAACAGUGAAUCGGAAAAUAGUUCAAUUGAACUCCCUCUGCUGGUGAUUUGCUGAAUGUGCAAUUCUACAGGAGGGCUGUGAUUUGGUUUCUGUAUAAAGUUGAUAAUUUCUUCAAAAGUAGCAGAAAGCCGACUCUGGAACGCUGAUGUGCCUGAAGAGUACAUUGUGGCCAAACAAUGUCUAAAAACAAGCAAAAUCAAAAAGGGAACUUUUGAGAUACUACUAAUAUUUUUUUAUGUUGAAUAAAUUAAUGUGAAUUUUAUUUCAGAAUAUAGCCAUACACCAUAUGUUAGAGCGCUCUAUGAGGACUAUGAUGACACCAAGAUGUGGUGUGUAUCAUGUCUGUAUCAUGUAUAAUAAUAUAAUAUAAUAUGCCAUUUAGCAGACGCUUUUAUCCAAAGCGCAUACAUUUUUACGUAUGGGUGGUCCCGGGGAUCGAACCCACUACCCUGGCGUUACAAGCGCCGUGCUCUACCAAUUGAGCUACAGAGGACCACAUGUAUGUAUGGUCUGUACGGGUCACGGAUCAUAAGGUCUUACAGGAGGCAUGUAAGACCUUCUCCUGAGUGGCGCAGUGGUCUAAGGCACUGCAUCGCAGUGCUAACUGUGCCACUAGAGAUCCUGGUUCGAAUCCAGGCUCUGUCACAGCCGGCCGCGACCGGGAGACUCAUGGGCGACGCACAAUUGGCCCAGCGUCGUCCAGGGUAGGGGAGGGAAUGGCCGGCAGGGAUGUAGCUCAGUUGAUAGAGCAUGGCGUUUGCAACGCCAGGGUUGUGGGUUCGAUUCCCACGGGGGGGCAGUAUUAAAAAAAGAGAAAAAGUAUGUAUUCACUAACUGUAAGUCGCUCUGGAUAAGAGCGUCUGCUAAAUGACUAAAAUGUAAAAUGUAAAAUAUGUAUAUACAGUGCAUUUGGAAAGUAUUCAGACCCCUUGACCUUUCCACAUUUUGUUAUGUUACUGCCUUAUUCUAAAAUGAGUUAAAUAGUUUUUUCCCCUCAUCAAUCUACACACAAUACCCCAUAAUGUCAAAGCAAAAAUAGAUUUUUAGAAAUGUUUGCAAAUGUGUAUUCAGACCCUUUAUGUGACUCGAAAUAGAGCUAAUUUUCAUCCUGUUUCCAUUUAUCAUCCUUGAGAUGUUUCUACAACUUGAUGAUGGAGGCCACUGUGUUCUUGGGGACCUUCAAUGCUGCAGACAUUUUUUUUGUACCCUUCCCCAGAUCUGUGCCUCGACACAAUCCUGUCUCAGAGCUCUACGGACAAUUCCUUCGACCUCAUGGCUUGGUUUUUGCACUGUCAACUGUGGGACCUUAUAUAGACAGGUUUGUGCCUUUCCAAAUCAUGUCCAAUCAAUUGAAUUUACCACAGGUGGACUCCAAUCAAGCUGUAGAAACAUCUCAAGGAUGAUCAAUGGAAACAGGAUGCACCUAAGCUCAACUUCGAGUCUCAUUGCAAAGGGUCUGAAUAAUUUCUAACAUCCUGUUUUCACUUUGUCAUUAUGGGGUAUUGUGUGUAGAUUUCUGAAGAUUUUUAUUUUUUAAAUCCAUUUUAGAAAAAGUCAAGGCGUCUGAAUGCUUUCCGAAGGCACUAUAUAUCUUUUCAGAAUUCCACAUGCACAGUCUCAAUUGGGGUAUUUGUCCCAUUUUGUGAAUUCUUGGUUGGUGAGUGGACCCCAAACCUCACAAUCAUAGAGGGCAUUGGGUUCUAUAACUGAUUGAAGUAUUUUUAGCCAGAUCCUAAUUGGGAUGCUGAGUUUUAUGUUCCAUUUGAUGGCAUAGAAGGCCCUCUUGCCUUGUCUCUCAGAUCGUUCACAGCCUUGUGGAAGUUACCUGUGUUGUUGAUGUGUAGGCCGAGGUAGGUAUAAUUAUUUGCGUGAUCUCGGGCAACAGUGUCUAUAAGAUGUAUUUGUUGUCUUGUUAACUGGACCUUUUUGGAACACCAAUAUUUUUUGACUUACUGAGACUUACUGUCAGGGCCCAAGUCUGACAGAAUCUGUGCAGAAGAUCUAGGUGCUGCUGUAGGCUCUCAUUGGUUGGGGAGAGAAGCACCAGAUCAUCAGCAAACAGUAGACAUUUGACUUCAGAUUCUAGUAGGGUGAGGCCGGGUGCUGCAGACUGUUCUAGUGCCCUCGCCAAUUCGUUGAUAUAUAUGUUGAAGAGGGUGGGGCUCAAGCUGCAUCCCUGUCUCACCCCACGGCCCUGUGGAAAGAAAUGUGUGUUUUUUUGCCAAUUUUAACUGCACACAAGCCUAAGAUCACCAUGCUCAAUUCCAAGCGUCGGCUGGAGUGGUGUAAAGCUAACCGUCAUUGGACUCUGGAGCAGUGAAAAUGCAUUCUCUGGAGUGAUGAAUCACGCUUCACCAUCUGGUAGUCCGAUGGACUAAUCCGGGUUAGGCGGAUGCCAGGAGAACGCUACCUGCCCCAAUGCAUAGUGCCAACUGUAAAGUUUGGUGGAGGAGGAAUAAUGGUCUGGGGCUGUUUUUCAUCGCUUGGGCUAGGCCCCUUAGUUCCAGUGACGGGAAAUCUUAACACUACAGCAGCCAACCCCAAUAAGCGGCCUGCGGGCCAGAUCCGGCCCGCAAGAGCAAAAUGUCUGGCCCACACUGACAGCAUUGGCAUUCACUUGUUAUAAUAAACAUGAAUUUAAUAUCCACGGCUCUGCUUUACCGCGUGCAUACGUAAGACAUGGUGGUCCUCUGUAGCUCAGCUGGUAGAGCACGGCGCUUGUAACGCCAGGGUAGUGGGGUUCGAUCCCCGGGACCACCCAUACACAAAAAUGUAUGCACACAUGACUGUAAGUCGCUUUGGAUAAAAGCGUCUGCUAAAUGGCAUAUUAUUAUCAUAUUUUAUUAUUUAAGACAUGCUUUGCGCGCUUUGCGUACUCGUCUCCACUCGACUAGCUACCCAGUGUAGUGUCACACACACACAGUAGCCGCAGCCGCUCGCCAGUUAACCCUCUUUCAUCAAAAGGACUGACCACUUCCUCACAAAACAUUAUUAAAUCCAGUCAAACCAACAUGGCAUUGGCCAAGAUACGCAAGGUAGACCAGGGAGAAACCGUCAGUAAAAACUGACUGGACUGAGAGGUAUUGCUUUUUUUUUACCGGACCACAACAGUGCUAUGCCCACAUGCUUAAUAUGCAUUCAGACUGUAGCUGGAAUCAAAGCGGACAAUCUGAAGCGGUAUUUUAACUCUCUUCAUGCUGCCAGUUUUAAUGCAAACUACCCAGAAAAAUCUGACCAGCGCAAACAAAAAAUUGCAAGCGUGUUAACGUCAUACAAGCACUCGGGUUUUAACGAUGUGUAAAACAACAUAAUUAAAUUGUUGGUUUUGGACUAAUUUAGUAUUUUUCAUUUUUCUCUUAUGUGACUCCUAACACCACUACUAAUAAUUAUAUAAAAUCACAAUAGAAGUGAAUUCUGAUAAAUCAUAAAACUGUCGCCAAAAAAACAAACAUGUUGGCCCUCGGCUUGGCAUGCCUGACCAAAUAUGGCCCUUUUGGAAAUCUAAUUGGGGAACCCUGCGCUACAACAUACAAUGACAUUAUCAUCUUGCCAUCAGACUCACUCUCGCUCUAUUCAAAGGGCUUUAUCGUCAUGGGAAACGUAUCUUUAUCGUCAUGGGAAACGUAUCUUUAUCGUCAUGGGAAACGUGUCUUUAUCGUCAUGGGAAACGUAUCUUUACGUUGCCAAAGUAAGUGAAAUGGAUAAUAAACAAAAGUGGAAAAACAAUAAAAAAUGAACGGUAAACAUUCCACAUCUCUCUCUCUACCUCUACCAUGGCUCUGUUGCUUUAUUCUCUCUCUGUUUCCUGGCCAGUACCCUGUUGCUGCAAGGACCUGUUGGGUAGAGCUCAGAGCUAUGCCAGGGUUAGGCCUACCUCCCCCCACAGAACUGCCAAACCGGCUCCAGCCUGUUCCUAGGAUUUGUAAAUAUACUGAUCAAACAUAUUAACGCAACAUGCAACAAUUUUAAAGAUUUUACUGAUUUACAGUUCAUAUAUGGAAAUCAGUCAAUUGAAAUAAAUAAUUAGGCCCUAAUCUAUGGAUUUCACAUGACUGGGCAUGGAUUCAGCCAUGGGUGGGCCUGGCCCAGUCAAUCAGAAUUCGUUUUUCCCCACAAUAGGGCUUUAUUACAGACAGAAAUACUCAUCAGUUUCAUCAGUUGUUUGGGUGGCUGGUCCCACAGGUGAGAAGCCGGAUGUGGAGGUCCUGGGCUGGCGUGGUUACACUUGGUCUGUGGUUGUGAGGCCGGUUGGACAUACUGCCAAAUUCUCUAAAGCUGCGUUGGAGGUGGCUUAUGGUAGAUAAAGGAACAUUCAAUUCUCUGGCAACAGCUCUGGUGGACAUUCCUGCAGUCAGCAUGCCAAUUGCUCACUCCCUCAACUUGAGACAUCUGUGGCAUUGUGUUGUGACAAUACUGCUAAUUUUAGAGUGGCCUUUUAUUGUCCCCAGCACAAGGUGCACCUGUGUAAUGAUCAAUCAGCUUCUUGAAAUGCCAGACCUGUCAGGUGGAUGGAUUAUCUUGGGAAAGGAGAAAUGCUCACUAACAGGAAUGUAAACUAAUUUGUGCAUGACAUUUCUGGGAUAUUUUAUUUCAGCUCAUGAAGCAUGGGAUCAACACUUAUCCUAUUCUAUAGCUCAGUGGUUUUCAACCAUUUUCGAUUACUGUUCCACCCCUGAAGUACCCCCUAAUGUGCAUUUUACCAGUAAGCCUAUGGUCUCAUGAGUCUUCUCAAGUACCCCCAGGGUCCUAGAACCCCCAGUGUGUCAGAAGGUUACUGUCUGAACCAACAACAAACUGUUAGGCGUUUGCCACAAACAUUUGUUUGAGAGCAGUUUCAUUUAGAAGUAGGCCACUGCUCCUAUAGAAUAUGAGCUCAGGAGGAAACAAGACCAAUAAACCUGGCUUCUUCCACUGGCUGCUUCUUCAUUUCACAACAUUGUUCCCUAACUUUAAAGGUCUUCACUCGUAUGAUCGAACUGCAUACCGUAUAUUGUAGUUGCAUGAUGUUCACAGCAUGAUAUCCAGUGUCUCGUCAGUAUUUACAUGUCAAGGUUACACAGUACUCUGUAGUUUUAUAGGAGACUGUAUAGAAUGAGUGUACCACAGCCUUAAAGACUAUAUUUUGGGGAGAAUGUGAAGUGGAUGUGUAAUUAUUGUCUUUGUACCUCCACAUAAGCUGUUCUGCAGUAUAAAGGCUGUGACUUAUGAUGCCAGUUUCAUCUUCAGAUGUAGAAUGCCCUUCCAUGUUCUGACAAAAUGGAUGCUAAACCCAUCUGAAUCAAUGCUGUCAUUUUGAUCAUGUGUUCAUAUAGGCCUUGUUCUGUCAUCAUAUAGGCCUUGUUCUGUCAUCAUGUAGGCCUUGUUCUGUCAUCAUGUAGGCCUUGUUCUGUCAUCAUGUAGGCCUUGUUCUGUCAUCAUGUAGGCCUUGUUCUGUCAUCAUGUAGGCCUUGUUCUGUCAUCAUGUAGGCCUUGUUCUGUCAUCAUGUAGGCCUUGUUCCUGUUCAUCUGUAGGCCUAGUUCUGUCAUCAUGGUAGGCCUAGUUCUGUCAUCAUGUAGGCCUUGUUCUGUCAUCAUGUAGGCCUUGUUCUGUCAUCAUGUAGGCCUUGUUCUGUCAUCAUGUAGGCCUUGUUCUGUCAUCAUGUAGGCCUUGUUCUGUCAUCAUGUAGGCCUUGUUCUGUCAUUAGAGAGCAAAUGCAUUGUUGCGUAUUUGAGUUGGCUGCUACAGCCUCCCCCCUCCUCUCUGUUGGGCUGCUACGUCCUGCGCCUCUUUCGUCAUCUUGUUGGCCUUGUUCUGUCACUCUAGCCCUGUUCCAUUGCUUUCUUUGUUGGCUGCUACAGCCUCCCCCCUCCUCUCUCUGUUGGCUGCUACAGCCUCCCCCCUCCUCUCUCUGUUGGCUGCUACGCCUCCUCUCUCCCCUCUCUUUGCUGCUACCUCCCCCCUCCUCUCUCUGUUGCUGCCUCUAGCCUCUCCCCCUCCCUCUCCUGCUCUCCUCCUCUCUCUGGCUUUCGCCCUCCCUCUCCCCCCCCUCCUCUGUUGCUGCUACACCUCCCCCUCCCCCUCCUCUCUGUCCGGCCUUUUGCCACCCUCUCUCCCCCCUUUCGCCCUCUCCUCUUCUCCCUUCCGUGCUCCCCCCUUCUCUCUCCCCCCUCUCUUCCCCCUCUCCUCUAUCUCUCCCCCCCUUUCCCCCUCUCCUCAUCUCUCUCCCCCCUUUCCCCCUCUCCUCUAUCCUCUCCCCCCUUUCCCCCUCCCUCAUCCUCUCACCCCCUUUCCCCUUCUCCUCUAUCGCUCCCCCCCUUUCCCUUCCCCCUCUCCUCUAUCUCUCCCCCCCUUUCCCCGCGCCUCUCCUCUAGUCUCUCCCCCCCUUUCCCCUCCUCCUCUCUCUCCCCACCCUUUCCCCCCUAUCCUCAUCCUCCCCCCUUUCCCCCCCUCUCUGCCUCCCCAUCUCCAGAUCCAAAGGACCCUAUAGCCAUUGAGCGGUUGAACCUGAUGAACAUGGCUAAGCUGAGCAUCAAGGGCCUGAUUGAGUCGGCCCUGAACCUGGGCCGAACCCUGGACUCCGACUACGCUCCGCUGCAGCAGUUCUUCGUGGUCAUGGAGCACUGCCUCAAACACGGACUCAAAAGUAAGGAGACGUUACAGCUACCUAAUGUUGUUGUUUGUUCCAGCCUGGUCCCAGAUCUAUUUGUGCCGUCUUAACCAGACAAUCUGGGACCGGGCUGUUUGUUCUAGAUGCUUGUUCCUCCAUGGAGUGCACUCGUCUUCAUAACAGUCACAUCCCUUCUGGACCAUUUCCUAUACAGUUAUGAUAAUGAUUCUCAUAAGCCAAGGAUGUACAGUGGCCUUCAGAAAGUUUUCACACCCCUUUUAUUUUUUCCACUUUUUCUUCUUACAGCCUGAAUUUAAAAUGGAUUAAAUUGAGAAUGUGUGUCACUGGCCUACACACCAUACCCGAUAAUGUCGAAGUGGAAUUAUGUUUUUAGAAUAUGUUUUAGUUUUUAGUUUACAAAUUAAUUAAAAAUGAAAAGCUGAAAUGUCUUGAGUCAAUAAGUAUUCAACCCUUUGUUAUGGCAAGCCAAAUAGUUCAGAUAAAAAUUGCUAACAAAAUAAAUAAUAUAAUAUGCCAUUUAGCAGACGCUUUAUCCAAAGCACUUACAGUCAUGCGUGCAUAAUUUUUUUUGUGUAGGGUGUCCCGGGAUCGAACCCACUACCUGGCGUUACAACGCCGUGCCUAAAGCUGAGCUAAGAGGACCACUACAUCACAUAAUAAGUUGCAUGGACUCACUCUGUGUGAAUAAUAGUGUUUAACAUGAUUUUUGAAUAGCUACCUCAUCUCUGUACCCCACACAUACAAUUAUCUGUAAUGUCCCUCAGUCGAGCAGUGAAUUUCAAACACAGAUUCAACAGCAAAGACCAGGGAGGUUUUACAAUGCCUCAUAAGAAGUGAACCUAUUGGUAGAACACAGGCAUUGAAUAUCCCUUUGAGCACGGUGAAGUUGUUAUUAAUUACACUUUGGAUGGUGUAUCAAUACACCCAGUCACUACAAAGAUACAGGCGUCCUUCCUAACUCAGUUGCCGGAGAGGAAAUAACCACUCAGGGAUUUCACCAGGAGACCAAUGGUGACUUUAAAACAGUUAGUUUAAUGGCUGUGAUAGGAGAAAAUUGAGGAUGGAUCAACAAUAUUUUAGUUACUCCACAAUACUAACCUAAAUGACAGAGUGAAAAGAAGGAAGCCUGUACAGAAUAAAAAUAUUCAAAAACAUGCAAACCUGUUUACAAUAAGGCACUAAAUUAAAACAGCAAAAACUGUGGCAAAGAAAUUAACUUUAUGUCCUGAAUACAAAGCGUUGUGUUGGAUUUGCCCCAAACAUAACACAUCACUGAGUACCACUCUUCAUAUUUUCAAGUACGGUGGUGGCUGCAUCAUGUCAUGGGUUUGCUUGUCAUCGGCAAGGACUAGGGAGUUUUUUAGGAUACAAAGAAACGGAAUAGAGUUAAGCACAGGCAAAAUCCUGGAGGAAAACAUGGUUCAGUCUGCUUUCCACCAGACACUGGGAGAUGAAAUCACCUUUCAGCAGGACAAUAACUUAAAACACAAGGCAAAAUAUACAGUGGAGUUGCUUACCAAUACAAUAUUGAAUGUUCCUGAGUGGCCUAGUUACAGUUUUGACUUAAAUCGGCUUGAAAAUCUAUGGCAAGACCUGAAAAUGUCUGUCUAGCAACGAUCAACAACCAAAUUGACAGCCCUUGAAUAAUUAAAAAAAGUAUAAUGUGCAAAUGUUGCACAAUCCAGGUGUGUAAAGCUCUUAGAGACUUGCCCAAAAAGACUCACAGCUGCAAUCACUGCCAAAGGUGAUUCUAACGUAUUGACUCAGGGGUGUGAAUAAUUAUAUAAAUGAGAUAUUUCUGUUUCAUUUUCAAUAAAUUUGAAAAAAUAUCUAAUCAUGUUUUCACUUUGUUAUAAUGGGGUAUUGUGUGUAGAUGGGUGAGGGGAAAUCAAUUGAAUCCAUUUUGAAUUCAGGCUGUAACACAACAAAAUGUGCAAUACGUCAAGGGUUAGGAAUACUUUCUGAAGACGCUGUACUUAAAAGCAGAGAGCGCUGUUUAGCCCCAGAGGUUUUAAGCAUAAAGGAAACGAAAGCUUUCUUGGUCACAGCCAGUCCCUCUGCCUAACACCCCUCCUCCUCUGCUUGUCCUGGAACACCCUUCCUCUACCAACCCCCUCAGCCAAGAAGACGUUCCUGGGGCAGAACAAGUCUUUCUGGGGGGCCCUGGAGCUUGUGGAGAAACUCACCCCUGAGGCUGGAGAGAUCACGGCCAGCGUCAAAGACCUGCCAGGACUCAAGUAAGACUGCCUCUCCCUAUAAUGCCACCCCCAACAUCCUCUUCCUAUGUCCUGUCCUCUUUUCCCAUUUUUAAAUCUAAAUAUUGAAGCUCUAUAUUUCUGUCUAUAUUCUUUAAUGUUUUAGCCCAGCUGUUGGCGAUGGUUAGAUUAGAACGGUAGACUGUCACCCACAGUUCACUUGGUAUCUGAUAUGCUGUGAAAGUCCCACCUACUUCCUGGUGCGAGUCCCAUACUGUUUUUGGUGAAUGUGCUUCAAGCUUACAUCGUCAAAUUCAUGACAACGUGGUCAUUUAAGAUGUACAAUUACUACAUUUUAGUCGUUUAGCAGACUCUCUUAUCCGGAUCGAUUUAGUUAGUGCCUUCAUCUUAAAGACGUCCUGAUUUUAAAAAAAACUUUUCCUGUUGAAAAGUGAUAUCCCAAGUACAGUAAAGUACACACACUAAAGGGUAAAAAAAAUUAUGUUUUGCUCAAAACAGUAUUUUUUGUUGUUGUCAAGGAGUUGGGCUGAUGGGAAUCUGUGAUGUCAUCAGCCUCCCCACUUGCUUGAGGAGCAAUAGAGAACAAAAGAGGAAAGCCCCCCCCCCCCCCCCCCCCGCUUGUGAUGUCACGACAUACCUGGACCACCUAUUGAGAUGUUCCUUUUGUUAAGUAAAUCAGGUGUUAAAUGAGGUGAAAAGGAGCCUGGAGUGCCACUUUCAGAUAGCUAGGUGGGACCACAUAUCUCAGUCAUAGUAAGCUGUCAGCAUAGUCAGUGCUAGUAGGGGGAGAAAAAAGUCAAGUGUGAGUGUUAGUUCACGAAAGGGGUGGCCAAGAGAACAGAGGUGGCAGAACUGAGUACAGGCAGAGAUAUCUGCCAGGCGUACGGAGAUGCGUGUCGCCACCUGAGUGUCAGAAGGGGUGAAGGAUAAAAGUUGAGUGUCAUCCGCAUAGCAAUGAUAGGAGAGACCAUGUGAGGAUAUGAUGGAGCCGAGUGACUUGGUGUAUAGAGUGAAGAGGAGAGGGCCUAGAACCGAGCCCUGGGGGACACCAGUAGUGAGAGUACGUGGUGCAGACACAGAUCCUCUCCACGUCACCUGGUAGGAGCGGCCUGCCAGGUAGGAUGCAAUCCAAGAGUGUGCAGAGCCUGAGACGCCCAGCCCUGAGAGGAUGGAGAGGAGGAACUGAUGGUUCACGUGUCAAAGGCAGCGGAUAGAUCUAGGAGGAUGAGAACAGAGGAGAGCGAGUCAUCUUUGGCAGUGCGGAGAGCCUCCGUGAUCGUCUCGGUUGUAUGACCCGUCUUGAAGCCUGACUGUUUAGGGUCAAGAAGAUAAUUCUGAGAGAGAUAGCGAGUGUUUUGGAAAGGAGGGGACGCAGCCAGGAGAUGAGGAAUAGUAGAAGGUCUCCAGAGAUGGUCUGGAGAAGGGAGGAGGGGAUGGGGUCGAGCGGGCAGGUUGUCGGGCAGCCAGACAUCACUAGUCUCAGGAUUUCAUCUGGAGAGAGAGGGGAGAAAUAGGUCAAGGAGUAGGGUAGUUCUGUGGGAGGUGGACUCAAUAGGCAGAAUGAAUGAGGAGCGGAUGUCGUCAACCUUCUUUUCAAAGUGGUUUUCAAAGUCGUCCGCAGAGACUGAGGGAGUGGAGGAUUAACCUCUAAAAGUCUAGGCCUUUAGCUACCUGCGAUGCAGUGCCUUAGACCGCUGCGCCACUCGGGAGGCCAAUAUUUUUGUUUUAUGAAUACAUAUUUAACCCCUUUUUUGGGGGUUGGCACAAAACGUCUUCCAUUCAUGUUUUAAACCGGUACCGGUUACCUUCAGACGAGUCCCGUGACACUUGUGGGGGUCGUUGGGCAAAACAGAGAACACCACCGUUUGGACGCCACAGACGUUUUCGUGAGAAGACCGGUUUUCGGGACGUCUCCUGGUCUGACAAACACUGCUGUAGCUCUGCCACCUUUCACCGCAGAUGCGGAAGGCCGACACAGGUGGAGGCAGUGGAUUGAUACACAGCCCACGCAUGGGUGCGUCAAUAUACUUUUAAGGAUUUAAGGAGGGAGAAGGUGGGAAAAGAGUUUCCUUGACAUUUCGUGUGAUAGAAAGUGGCUUUAGCAGCGGAUACAGAAGGAUGUGUAGUCCCAACAGCAACCUCCUGUAGCUCAGUUGGUAGAGCAUGGCGCUUGCAACGCCAGGGUAGUGGGUUCGUUUCCCACGGGGGGCCAGUAUGAAAAAUGUAUGCACUCACUAACUGUAAGUCGCUCUGGAUAAGAGCGUCUGCUUAAAUGACUAAAACGUUUUUUUAAAUGUAGAGGGGAGGGAGUGAAAGAAUGAUAGGUCCUCCGGAAGUUUCGUUUUCCUCAAAUACAUCUGGUCUUAUCAUCAGGUGAAUGAUAGUUUUCCUCAUACAUCUGGUCUUAUCAUCAGGUGAAUGAUAGUUUUCCUCAUACAUCUUGUCUUAUCAUCAGGUGAAUGAUAGUUUUCCUCAUACAUCUGGUCUUAUCAUCAGGUGAAUGAUAGUUUUCCUCAUACAUCUGGUCUUAUCAUCAGGUGAAUGAUAGUUUUCCUCAUACAUCUUGUCUUAUCAUCAGGUGAAUGAUAGUUUUCCUCAUACAUCUGGUCUUAUCAUCAGGUGAAUGAUAGUUUUCCUCAUACAUCUUGUCUUAUCAUCAGGUGAAUGAUAGUUUUCCUCAUACAUCUGGUCUUAUCAUCAGGUGAAUGAUAGUUUUCCUCAUACAUCUUGUCUUAUCAUCAGGUGAAUGAUAGUUUUCCUCAUACAUCUGCUCUUAUCAUCAGGUGAAUGAUAGUUUUUCCUCAUACAUCUUGUCUUAUCAUCAGGUGAAUGAUAGUUUCCUCAUACAUCUUGUCUUAUCAUCAGGUGAAUGAUAGUUUUCCUCAUACAUCUUGUCUUAUCAUCAGGUGAAUGAUAGUUUUUCCUCAUACAUCUUGUCUUAUCAUCAGGUGAAUGAUAGUUUUCCUCAUACAUCUGGUCUUAUCAUCAGGUGAAUGAUAGUUUUCCUCAUACAUCUUGGUCUUAUCAUCAGGUGAAUGAUAGUUUUCCUCAUACAUCUGGUCUUAUCAUCAGGUGAAUGAUAGUUUUCCUCAUACAUCUUGUCUUAUCAUCAGUGAAUGAUAGUUUUCCUCAUACAUCUUGUCUUAUCAUCAGGUGAAUGAUAGUUUUCCUCAUACAUCUGUCUUAUACAGUGAUGAUAGUUUCAUUAAUCAUCAGGUGAAUGAUAGUUUUCCUCAUACAUCUUGUCUUAUCAAUCAGGUGAAUGAUAGUUUUUCCUCAUACAUCUGGUCUUAUCAUCAGGUGAAUGAUAGUUUUUCCUCAUACAUCUGGUCUUAUCAUCAGGUGAAUGAUAGUUUUCCCUCAUACAUCUGGUCUUAUCAUCAGGUGAAUGAUAGUUUUCCUCAUACAUCUGGUCUUAUCAUCAGGUGAAUGAUAGUUUUCCUCAUACAUCUUGUCUUAUCAUCAGGUGAAUGAUAGUUUUCCUCAUACAUCUUGUCUUAUCAUCAGGUGAAUGAUAGUUUUCCUCAUACAUCUUGUCUUAUCAUCAGGUGAAUGAUAGUUUUCCUCAUACAUCUUGUCUUAUCAUCAGGUGAAUGAUAAUGGCAAACAGAAGUAAUAAACAUUAAAAAGAAUGAAUAGAUUUAGUAGACAGCUUCAUUAUGUUGACCUCCCCACAGUUCAUUGGAAGAGGAAGUGUGAACUCUAACAUAGUAUAUUAGCUAGAAAGGUGUCUUGGUGGCGUGGAGAUACAAUUCUACACAUUAUUCCAUUGAGCUGAGAGUUUUUGCAGUUUUGAAGCAAAUUUCCUGCAAUUCUAUGCAUUUUGCCAUGGAUAAUGCAGUGUUCCUCUGCUCAAACAUAUCAAAAUCAAUGGGCAUAUGCCCGGUCCCCCUGACUGUCUAGCUUUUAUUUGAUUGUAAGUUCUCAAAGAUGGUAUUAUUUAAAUAAUAUAUAGUUCAAUAUCUUUUCUGCAUGCUUUCUAUCAUCUGGGUUUGGUUGUUUAAGUUGACACUGAAACGGUUUUUCCAUCCCCAAAAUUAAUCCACGAAUACAAAUGUAAUUUUACAUAUUUUAAAUGACCGUUUUCAUGAAUUUGAUGAAAUAAGCUUGAAGCUCGAAAACAGACUUGUAGUAGGUAGGACUUUCAUAGGGUAUUGAUGUUAACGUGUCACACGCUAUCUGAUUGGUGUAAAUCCCUGUCACUCACCGUUCAGUUGAUAUGUGAUUGGCGUAAACGAACCCCUGUCAUAGACUAUCUGAUUUAUGUCACUCACCAGAACCCCGUUAGGAAGAGGGCGGGCCUGGCUGCGAUUGGCCCUGAUGCAGAAGAAGCUGUCAGACUACAUGAAGACCAUCAUCAACAGAAAGGACCUGCUCAGGUGUGUGUGAGAGCGAGAGCAUACGUUGCCAGUGAGUUGUUCAAUGAGGCCAAUGGUGUGUGUGUGUGUGUGUGUGUGUGUGUUAACAGUGAGUUCUACGAGGCCAAUGCUCUCAUGAUGGAGGAAGAGGGAGCCGUGAUCGCCGGACUGCUGGUUGGGUUGAACGUCAUCGAUGCCAACCUCUGUAUGAAGGGAGAAGACCUGGACUCACAGGUUAUUCUACACUAUACAUUUACAGUGUAGUCUUUACACAGAAUGCAGUAUAAUAUACAUUUACAGUGUAGUCUUUACACAGAAUACAGUACAAUAUACACUUACAGUGUAGUCUUUACACAGAAUACAGUACAAUAUACAUUUACAGUGUAGUCUUUACACAGAAUACAGUACAAUAUACACUUACAGUGUAGUCUUUACACAGAAUACAGUAUAAUAUAUAUUUACAGUGUAAUCUUUACACAGAAUACAGUAUAAUAUACAUUUAUAGUGUAGUCUUUACACAGAAUACAGUACAAUAUACAUUUACAGUGUAAUCUUUACACAGAAUACAGUACAAUAUACAUUUACAGUGUAGUCUUUACACAGAAUACAGUAUAAUAUACAUUUACAGUGUAGUCUUUACACAGAAUACAGUAUAAUAUACAUUACAGUGUAGUCUUUACACAGAAUACAGUACAAUAUACAUUUACAGUGUAGUCUUUACACAGAAUACAGUAUAAUAUACAUUUACAGUGUAGUCUUUACACAGAAUACAGUACAAUAUACAUUUACAGUGUAGUCUUUACACAGAAUACAGUGUAGUCUUUACACAGAAUACAGUACAAUAUACAUUUACAGUGUAGUCUUUACACAGAAUACAGUACAAUAUACAUUUACAGUGUAGUCUUUACACAGAAUACAGUAUAAUAUACAUUACAGUGUAGUCUUUACACAGAAUACAGUAAUAUAUCAUUUACAGUGUAGUCUUUACACAGAAUACAGUACAAUAUAAUUUACAGUGUAGUCUUUACACAGAAUGCAGUACACUAUAAUUACAGUGUAGUCUUUACACAGAAUCAGUACACUAUAUAUUACAGUGUAGUCUUUACACAGAAUGCAGUACACUAUAUAUUUACAGUGUAGUCUUUACACAGAAUACAGUAUAAUAUAUAUUUACAGUGUAGUCUUUACACAGAAUACAGUACAAUAUAUAUUUACAGUGUAGUCUUUACACAGAAUGCAGUACACUAUAUAUUACAGUGUAGUCUUUACACAGAAUGCAGUACACUAUAUAUUACAGUGUAGUCUUUACACAGAAUGCAGUACACUAUAUAUUACAGUGUAGUCUUUACACAGAAUGCAGUACACUAUAUAUUACAGUGUAGUCUUUACACAGAAUACAGUACACGAUAAGUACACCUUCCUAAUAUUGAGUUGCACUCCCUUUUGCCAUCAGAACAGCCUCAAUUUGUCGAGGCAUAAACUACUAGGUGUCGAAAGCGUUCCACAGGGAUGCUGGCCCAUGUUGACUCCAAUGCUUCCCACAGUUGUCAAGUUGGCUGGAUGUCCUUUGGGUGGUGGAACAUUCUUGAUACACACGGGAAACUGUUGAGUGUAAAACACCCAGCAGUGUUGCAGUUCUUGACACAAACCGGUGCGCCUGGCACCUACUACCAUACCCCGUUUAAAGGCACUUAAAUAUUUUAUCUUGCCCAUGUCUCAAUUGUCUAAAGGCUUAAAAAUCCUUCUUUAACCUGUCUCCUCCCCUUCAUCUACACUGAUUGAAGUGGAUUUAACAAGUGACAUCAAUAAGGGAUCAUAGCUUUCACCUGGUCAGUCUGUCAUGGAAAGAGCAGGUGUUCAUAAAGUUUUGUCCACUCAGUGUAGUCUGUACACCGCAACCAACGUCUGUCUGUCUGUCUGAAGGGAGAAGACCUGGACUCACAGGUUGAUCUGUUGGACCAUAUGGAUAUACAGAGCCUUCGGAAAGUAUUCAGAUCCCUUGACUUUUUCCAGAUUCUGUUAGGUUACAGCCUUAUUCUAAAAUUGAUUAAAUUGUUUUUUCCCCCUCAUCAAUCUACACAAAAUACCCCAUAAUGACAACGCAUAAACAGAUUUUUGGGAAAAAUGUUGUUGCUAAUUUAUGAAAAAUAAAAAAACAGAUAUCACAUUUAGAUAAGUAUUCAGACCCUUUACUCAGUACUUUGUUGAAGCACCUUUGGCAAUGAUUACAACCAUGAGUCUUAUUGGGUAUGACGCUACAAGCUUGACACAGCUCUAUUUGGAGAUUUUUUUCCCAUUCUUCUCUGCAGAUCCUCUCAAGCUCUGUCUGGUUGGAUGGGGAGCGUUGCUGCACAGCUAUUUUCAGGUCUCUCCAGAGAUGUUUGUUCGGGCUCUGGCUGGGCCACUCAAGGACAUUCAGAGACUUGUCCCGAAGCUACUCCUGUGUUGUCUUGGCUGUGUGCUUAGGGUCAUUGUCCUGUUGGAAGGUGCUUAGGGUCAUUGUCCAGUCUGAGGUCCUGAGUGCGCUGGAGCAGGUUUUCAUCAAGGAUCUUUCUGUACUUUGCUCCCUCGAUCCUGACUAGCCUCCCAGUCCCUGCCGCUGAAAAACAUCUCCACAGCAUGAUGCUGCCACCACCAUGCUUCACCGUAGGGAUGGUGCCAGGUUUCCUCCAGACGUGACACUUUGCAUUCAGACCAAAGAGUUCAAUCUUGGUUUCAUCAGACCAGAGACUCUUGUUUCUCAUUGGCUGAGUCUUUAUGUGCCUUUUACUGAGGAGUGGAUUCCGUCUGGCAACUCUACCAUAAAGGCCUGAUUGGUGGAGAGCUGCAGAGAUGGUUGUCCUUCUGGAAAGUUCCCCUAUCUCCACAGAGGAACUCUGGAGCUCUGUCCGAGUGACCAUCGGGUUCUUGGUCACCUCCCUGACCAAGGCCCUUCUCCCCCGAUUGCUCAGUUUGGCCGGUCGGCCAGCUCUAGGAAGAGUCUUGCUUGUUCCAUUUAAGAAUGAUAGAGGCCACUGUGUUCUUGGGGACCUUCAAUGCUGCAGAAAUUUUUUGGUACCCUUCCCCAGAUCUGUGCCUCGACACAAUCCCGUCUCGGAGCUCUACGAACAAUUCUUUGACCUCAUGUCUUGGUUUUUGCUCUGACAUGCACUGUCAACUGUGGGACCUUAUAUAGACAGGUGUGUACCUUUCCAAAUCAUGUCCAAUCAAUUGAAUUUACCACAGGUGGACGCCAAUCAAGUUGUAGAAACAUCUCAAGGAUGAUCAAUGGAAACAGGAUGCACCUGAGCUCAAUUUCGAGUCUCAUAGCAAAGGGUCUGAAUACUUAUGUCAAUAAGUUAUUUCUGUUUUUUUUUAUUUUUUAUAAAUCUGCAAAGAUGUCAAGUCUGUUUUCACUUUCAUUAUGGGGUAUUGUGUGUAGAUUGAGGAUUUUUAUUUAUUUAAUCAAUUUUAGAAUAAGGCUGUAACGUAAUAAAAUGUGGAAAAGGUCAAGGGGUCUGAAUACUUUCCAAAGGCACUGUAUGCAGUAUUACAUUUAUUUGACCGGGACAAUGCACAUCAGUCAACAUCUCUAUAAAUGUGCCAGAUUUAUCCAGCCAGCUAGUUUUCAACUAUAGACCCUGAUUCUGUGGUUCUUUAGAACUGAAGCGUUAAUACCAGUGUCUGUUAUUUCCUGUGCAGGUCGGGGUGAUAGACUUCUCCAUGUAUCUUAAGGACGGGGUUCACAGCAGCAAGACAGUAGAAGGGUGAGUUCCUCCUCUCCUCAUCUUGAGGAAACAACCCUCUGGAAGGAGACACGGCCCUAGUGUUAGCCUUGAGGAAACAACCCUCUGGAAGGAGACACGGCCCUAGUGUUAGCCUUGAGGAAACAACCCUCUGGAAGGAGACACGGCCCUAGUGUUAGCCUUGAGGAAACAACCCUCUGGAAGGAGACACGGCCCUAGUGUUAGCCUUGAGGAAACAACCCUCUGGAAGGAGACACGGCCCUAGUGUUAGCCUUGGUCUAAACAACCCUCUGGAAGGAGACACGGCCCUAGUGUUAGCCUUGAGGAAACAACCCUCUGGAAGGAGACACGGCCCUAGUGUUAGCCUUGGUCUAAACAACCCUCUGGAAGGAGACACGGCCCUAGUGUUAGCCUUGAGGAAACAACCCUCUGGAAGGAGACACGGCCCUAGUGUUAGCCUUGAGGAAACAACCCUCUGGAAGGAGACACGGCCCUAGUGUUAGCCUUGGUCUAAACAACCCUCUGGAAGGAGACACGGCCCUAGUGUUAGCCUUGAGGAAACAACCCUCUGGAAGGAGACACGGCCCUAGUGUUAGCCUUGAGGAAACAACCCUCUGGAAGGAGACACGGCCCUAGUGUUAGCCUUAAUCUGUCAGUUGCUGCAUGUUUCAACGUUCUCCCUGAACGAGGUGUUUGCUGCUUACCUCUUCUCUUUUCAUCUCGACUCCCUCUCUCCCUCCCUCCCUCCCUCCCUCCCUCCCUCCCUCCCUCCCUCCCUCCCUCCCUCCCUCCCUCCCUCCCUCUCUCCCUCCCUCCCUCCCUCCCUCCAGGGAUGGACAGAUCACAGCCAUCCUGGACCAGAAGAACUAUGUUGAGGAGCUGAACAGACACCUGAGUGCUUCAGUCAACAACCUGCAGGCCAGAGUAGACACUAUGGAGAAGUCCAACACCAAGCUCACAGAAGAGGUGGGCUGGUUAGUUUCUACCACAUUCUCAUUUCUAACAGGCAUUUCUGCCCACUACACCAUGGAUGGGGUCGAGAGGUGUUUUGGGUUUUUAAGUCCCACUGCUGUGUGUUGUCUGUCCAGCUUGCCGUAGCCAACAACAGGAUCAUCACCCUACAAGAGGAUGUAGAACGAGUCAAGGAGGAGAGCGCCUACCAGAUAGAGUCAAGUCGCAAGGUUGUCCACCCCUCAAAACAUCUUUAGAAAUAUCCCUUAUGUAGGGUGUAAUUGACUGUAUGUAGGGUGUAAUUGACUGUAUGUAGGGUGUAAUUGACUGUAUGUAGGGUGUAAUUGACUGUAUGUAGGGUGUAAUUGACUGUAUGUAGGGUGUAAUUGACUGUAUGUAGGGUGUAAUUGACGGUAUGUAGGGUGUAAUUGACUGUAUGUAGGGUGUAAUUGACUGUAUGUAGGGUGUAAUUGACUGUAUGUAGGGUGUAAUGACUGUAUGUAGGGUGUAAUUGACUGUAUGUAGGGUGUAAUUGACUGUAUGUAGGGUGUAAUUGACUGUAUGUAGGGUGUAAUUGACUGUAUGUAGGGUGUAAUUGACUGUAUGUAGGGUGUAAUUGACUGUAUGUAGGGUGUAAUUGACUGUAUGUAGGGUGUAAUUGACUGUAUGUAGGGUGUAAUUGACUGUAUGUAGGGUGUAAUUGACUGUAUGUAGGGUGUAAUUGACUGUAUGUAGGGUGUAAUUGAACUGUAUGUAGGGUGUAAUUGACUGUAUGUAGGGUGUAAUUGACUGUAUGUAGGGUGUAAUUGACUGUAUGUAGGGUGUAAUUGACUGUAUGUAGGGUGUAAUUGACUGUAUGUAGGGUGUAAUUGACUGUAUGUAGGGUGUAAUUGACUGUAUGUAGGGUGUAAUUGACUGUAUGUAGGGUGUAAUUGACUGUAUGUAGGGUGUAAUUGACUGUAUGUAGGGUGUAAUUGACUGUAUGUAGGGUGUAAUUGACUGUAUGUAGGGUGUAUUGACUGUAUGUAGGGUGUAAUUGACUGUAUGUAGGGUGUAAUUGACUGUAUGUAGGGUGUAAUUUGACUGUAUGUAGGGUGUAAUUUGACUGUAUGUAGGGUGUAAUUGACUGUAUGUAGGGUGUAAUUGACUGUAUGUAGGGUGUAAUUGACUGUAUGUAGGGUGUACAUUGACUGUGUGUAGGGUGAAUUGACGGUAAUGUAGGGUGGUAAUUGACUGUAUGUAGGGUGUAAAUUGACUGUAUGUACGGGUGUAAUUGACAUGUGUGUAGGGUGUAAUUGACUGUAUGUAGGGUGUAUUGACUGUAUGUAGGGUGUAAUUGACUGUAUGUAGGGUGAAAUUGACUGUAUGUAGGGUGUAAUUGACUGUAUGUAGGGUGUAAUUGACUGUAUGUAGGGUGUAAUUGACUGUAUGUAGGGUGUAAUUGACUGUAUGUAGGGUGUAAUUGACUGUAUGUAGGGUGUAAUUGACUGUAUGUAGGGUGUAAUUGACUGUAUGUAGGGUGUAAUUGCUGUAUGUAGGGUGUAAUUGACUGUAUGUAGGGUGUAAUUGACUGUAUGUAGGGUGUAAUUGACUGUAUGUAGGGUGUAAUUGACUGUAUGUAGGGUGUAAUUGACUGUAUGUAGGGUGUAAUGUGUCUUUUAUAAAGCUUUAUAACUGUGGUAUGCAGGGUGUAAUAAUUCUGUUGUAUAUUGUGUAAUGUGCCCCAGGCGUCGCGGUCAGGGGACGGCUCGGCAGACGGCCAGGAGCUUGGAGAGACACGCAAACAGCUGAAGGAAGAAACUCUGCUACGAUUGGUCAGUUUCUCGCUCUCUUUUUGCCCCUUUUUAUUCUUGACAUGGAUCAGAUAUUUCCUCCAUUCCUCAUUUCCCCCUCAGGACAUGGAGAAGGAGUUGGAGGUGCAGAUAGUCCCUCCAUCCUCCAUUCAUCCUUCCCUCCAUCCCCAUCAGGGUGUAGAGGUUCAAAUCAUCCAUCCUCCAUCCAUCCCUCUCUCCCUGCACCCCAUACUAACCCAUCGCUGUCCCCCUCCAGGAUGUAGAGAAGGAGUUGGAGGUGCAGAUAGUCCCUCCAUCCCUCCAUCCCCAUCAGGGUGUAGAGGUUCAAAUCAUCCAUCCUCCAUCCAUCCUUCCCUCCAUCCCCAUCAGGGUGUAGAGGUUCAAAUCAUCCAUCCUCCAUCCAUCCCUCUCUCCCUGCACCCCAUACUAACCCAUCGCUGUCCCCCUCCAGGAUGUAGAGAAGGAGUUGGAGGUGCAGAUAGUCCCUCCAUCCCUCCAUCCCCAUCAGGGUGUAGAGGUUCAAAUCAUCCAUCCUCCAUCCAUCCUUCCCUCCAUCCCCAUCAGGGUGUAGAGGUUCAAAUCAUCCAUCCUCCAUCCAUCCCUCUCUCCCUGCACCCCAUACUAACCCCUCGCUGUCCCCCUCCAGGAUGUAGAGAAGGAGUUGGAGGUUCAGAUUGGUAUGAAGCAGGAGAUGGAGCUGUCUAUGAAGAUGUUAGAGACGGAUAUGUGUGAGAAACAGGAUGCUCUGGUGGAGCUGCGACAACAGCUGGAAGACCUCAGGAGCCUCAACCAGCAGCUAGCACACAAGUCGCAGGUACGCUGAUGUUAUGUUUAUCAAGAUUUGGAGCGCCUUGGGUGUAAGAAAUGCUCUUCAUAAAUAAAAUGAAUUAUUGUUCAAUUUAAUAAAUUAUUAUAUUUUUACAAAGACCGACACUAAUGCACAGACAUUUGGUAUUGGAAUUUCAGUCAACUGAAUUGAAAUGUAAUUGAUCCCAACCCUGAUGUCCACAGAGCUCGGAGGUGGGCGCCAAGCAGAAGAGUGAGGUCAUCAGUCGCCUAGAGGAGAAGACCAAUCAGAUGGCUGGGACUAUAAAACAGCUAGAGAUCAGGUGGGAGGGAACACCACCGUUACGCUCCACUCCACUACUCUCAGGGGGGGAACACCACCAUCACGCUCCACUCCACUACUCUCAGGGGGGAACACCACCGUUACGCUCCACUCCACUACUCUCAGGGGGGGGACACCACCGUUACGCUCCACUCCACUACUCUCAGGGGGGAACACCACCGUUACGCUCCACUCCACUACUCUCAGGGGGGGAACACCACCGUCACGCUCCACUCCACUACUCUCAGGGGGGGAACACCACCGUCACGCUCCACUCCACUACUCUCAGGGGGGGAACACCACCGCCACGCUCCACUCCACUACUCUCAGGGGGGGGAACACCACCGUUACGCUCCACUCCACUACUCUCAGGGGGGAACACCACCGUCACGCUCCACUCCACUACUCUCAGGGGGGAACACCACCGUUACGCUCCACUCCACUACUCUCAGGGGGGGAACACCACCGUUACGCUCCACUCCACUACUCUCAGGGGGGAACACCACCGUUACGCUCCACUCCACUACUCUCAGGGGGGGAACACCACCGUCACGCUCCACUCCACUACUCUCAGGGGGGGAACACCACCGUUACGCUCCACUCCACUACUCUCAGGGGGGAACACCACCGUUACGCUCCACUCCACUACUCUCAGGGGGGGAACACCACCGUUACGCUCCACUCCACUACUCUCAGGGGGGAACACCACCGUUACGCUCCACUCCACUACUCUCAGGGGGGAGGGGGGGAACACCACCGUUACGCUCCACUCCACUACUCUCAGGGGGGGACACCACCGUUACGCUCCACUCCACUACUCUCAGGGGGGAACACCACCGUUACGCUCCACUCCACUACUCUCAGGGGGGGAACACCACCGUUACGCUCCACUCCACUACUCUCAGGGGGGGAACACCACCGUUACGCUCCACUCCACUACUCUCAGGGGGGGAACACCACCGUUACGCUCCACUCCACUACUCUCAGGGGGGGAACACCACCGUUACGCUCCACUCCACUACUCUCAGGGGGGGAACACCACCGUUACGCUCCACUCCACUACUCUCAGGGGGGGGACACCACCGUUACGCUCCACUCCACUACUCUCAGGGGGGAACACCACCGUUACGCUCCACUCCACUACUCUCAGGGGGGAACACCACCGUUACGCUCCACUCCACUACUCUCAGGGGGGGAACACCACCGUCACGCUCCACUCCACUACUCUCAGGGGGGGAACACCACCGUCACGCUCCACUCCACUACUCUCAGGGGGGAACACCACCAUCACGCUCCACUCCACUACUCUCAGGGGGGGAACACCACCGUUACGCUCCACUCCACUACUCUCAGGGGGGGAACACCACCAUCACGCUCCACUCCACUACUCUCAGGGCUCUAAAGUGCGACUAUUUUGGUUGCAUAUUGCUCCUAAAUAUUUAGCUUGGAAUUUGAAUUGUGGAGAACCUGUGCAACUAGAAAAAAAACAAAAAAAACCACCCAGUAUAAUUGUUGUUAUGAUUGGGCUUCGCUGUACCGCUGCCUCCGAGUGCCAAACCCCGCGGGCCCGGGAAAGCAGAUCAAGUGCACCUAUAGGCCUAUGGCUGGCCAAUCAGAUAGCUCAGAUUACUGCGUCUGCAGUUUCCUCGAGCGCACAGCAAAUGUGAUACUCUGAGAUUUCAAAACUUUAAAAAAACCAGUACUAGAGAGACUGUCAACGAAUUCAGCUGCUGUUUUUAUGAGUAAGUUCAUGUUUGAAGUUGUUAUUCAGCACUGCCAGUACUGUUAUAAGCCAUGAAAUGGGCGUCCUCUCUAAUCCCACUCACACUGCAGCUGCAACGAAUGAGGAUAGCAAAGUGUUCCGAUAACCUUGUGUUGUUGUUAUUAGCGGCUAGGAUGGAUUUCAUGGACCCAGAUUAAGACAAAUCCUGGAUUCAAAGAGAAUCUCCUCUGACAAUGCUUUUUUUUGGGACAGACUCUUGCCAGUGUUUUUGACUAUCAAAUCUAAUCUGUCUAAACAUGUUUUCUUUUCAGGGCUUAAUAACUACCUUCUUCCUCUUCCACUCUCUUUCUAUUCCAUCCAUCCUUACUUUCUUUUAUUUUGCAUUCCUUGGUUCUUUGCCUCCUCUUCCUCCACCACCUCCUCCUCACAGUGAGAAGGACUGUGUGAAGCAGGCCAGAAGCUUGAGUUCCAACGCAGAGAAGCUGCUCCAGAAGCAGCAGUAAUGCUCCCUCCCCUCUACUCUGUUCCCCAAAAUGACACCCACAGCAUAGUUUCAUAAACCCUGAUCGAAAUCAUAAAACCAAUAUUUGCAUAAUAUAGAAAUGACUUAAAGGGAUACUUCAAGAUUUAGGCAAUGAGGUCCUUUAUCUACUUCUCCAGAUGAACUAGAGGAUACCAAUUGUAUCUCUCUGCGUGCAGUUUUAAAGGAAGUUGCGAACUAGCGCUAGCCCAAUCGCUAACUAACGUUAGGGCAGUGACUGGAAUGACGCUAUCGCGUCUGCUAGCAUAUACCAUAGACUUCCAGUCAUUGCGCUGACGCUAGUUAGUAAUUGCACUAGCGCUAGUUAGUAACUUCCUUCAAACUGCACGCAGAGACAUAAAAAUGGUAUCCAUGAGUUCAUCUGACUCAGGGGAAGUAGAUAAAGGACCUCAUUGCCAAAAUCCUGAAGUAUCCCUUUAACUAGGGUAUUUAUUUUCUGGUAUGACAUCAUCUGUUGCGGUUCUUUUCCUUCUGAAGUGUUAAAUUACAUUUUCUUUCCUAAACCUCUACUCUCCUGACUGAGACGGUCUCUCUGGCUUCCUCUAGCCUCGGUUCUUCCAUGUGUUUUCUGUUGGUCUACUAGUAGUGUAGAGAUGGCUCCGUUCCGCUCGCUGGGUUUCACGACUUUAGCUUGGGUUCAUUCCGAAAGGAAUAAAGAUGUCAGAUCCCCACACGUAAUUAAUGUUCCCUGAUACAAGGCUUGGAGUUUGGGAUGUCAGCCAUUUUCAGCAAGAGAGAGGUGUGCUAUUCUGACAAAUCUAAAUGGAUGCUGUCGUUUCUUGUAGAUCGAAACCCUGAAUCCCCCUACAGUCAAGGAUUGGCAAAAAUGACAAAAUACCAUAAAGAUCAAUGUAUCAAAAUAAACUACAAAAUACUUGUAUUUUGAAAUGUAUUUAAUAAAAAAACAUGUAUUUUGUAUUUUAAAAUACAGAAAUACAUUUGCAAGUAGCCGGCCCGAACAGCAGCAACAUUCUCAGCAAUGGUUACAGAAACGUUUUACUUGCUAUGACUGUGAUGUGUUGUUAUCUGCUGACUGUAAAGGCGUCCGCAUGCUUCCCAUCCCGAACAGUUCAUGCAUAUUUUGACCACAUUUUGUGCAGUUUUUUGUAAAAUUGCGGCACUAAGAUCUCCUCGGCAGAAAACUCAAGAAAUCUGUCAUUAAUUGACGUUAUCUUAGAUUAAUUUGAACUAUUUUGAGGGAAGUGUAUAACUGGCUACGGCGUCUUAAGAUGGACAAACUGUACUAUUGCUGCUUUUUUCUCAUUUUUCAAGCGACGGUCUUUUAGGGGAGUAUGGAGCAGACUCGUUCAGCCAGGCGCCAGCCGAACUCAAGGAUGUGGAAGGCUUAAGUCACUCUGGAUAAGAGUGUCUGCUAAAUGACCAAAAUGUAUAUGUGAAAAUGAACAUACCAAAAUGAACUGCAAAGCACACUGGGUAUUAUUAUUGGCCUUUUCUUUUCAGGGCGGAGCUCAUUUAAAUAAUACUCAGCAUGCUUUGCAAUUCUUCAUUUUUACAUAUUCAUUUAUAUUUAGUUCAUUUAGCAGAUGCUCUUAUCACACCAUAGCGCCAUCAGACUUCUGAUACCAAUGCAGGGUGAAAGGGGGCCACAAAAUUGUGAAUCGCUAUAAAAAAUUGUAUAGAAAAGUAUUUUGUAUUUCGAAAAUACAAAUUACAGCUUUCGAAAGUAUCUUGUUAGAAAAUACAUUGGAGUGUAGUUCAGGACAGUGUAAUACAAAUGACAAAAUACAUAAAAGUAAUUGAAAUACAUAUUUAGUAUACUGUCCAUCUCUGCCUACUGUGGCAUAGGUCCUUAGAUUAGGCUAUAAAGGGUACGGCUCAGAGACAUUUACUAUAAAAAUACAGUGGGGUCUGAAAUUAUUGACACGCUUGAAUAAGAUAAGCAAUAAUGACUGUAGAAAAUAAAUAAUUCAAAUACUGAGCUAUAUUGUAUGCUCCAAAAUUUGGGGAAAUGAUUAAUUGUUUAAUUAUUAAUUGUAUUUGCAAGUAAUAUUUUUUUUCUUCUCAAAAAGGUAGGGGUCAAAAUUGACACCCCUGUUUUCAAUACCUUUCAAUACCUCACCUUGCAAGCAUAACUGCACUGAACCUUUUUCUAAAACAUUUUAUGAGUUGGAGAACACAUUGGGAACUUAGACCAUUGGUCCAUAGACCAGCCACCAAGCCGAACUCAAGUCCUCCGUGGUCAGCUGGUAGAGCACGGCGCUUGUAACGCCAGGGUAGUGGGUUCGAUACCCGGGACCACCCAUAUGUAAAAAUGUAUGCGCACAUGACUGUAAGUCGCUUUGGAUAAAAGCGUCUGCUAAAUGGCUUAUUAUUAUUAUUAUUAUUAAGUCUAACCCCAUGGUUAGUAAAGAUCUGGGCUCCUGCAACAUAACAGUAAUUACAGUAGUAUGACGUCUGGGCCAUACUGCACACACAUUUCUGCUUCCUCGUCUAAUCUGAAUUUCGUCAAAACAUAAAGAUCACCUUUAGCAUUAAGAUCAUCGUUCUUCCGUUGCCUACCGAUGGACUUAACAUGAUCUUGGCGCUAAAGAUAUAUCUUUUGUUUUUGGGAAUCUCACCCCAGAGCACUGAACACCACGUCUACCAUUGGACAACAACUCAAAUCACCAUGGAAGGAUUUACUGGUUGUGUGAAAGGUCAGUCCAGGUCAGAAUGAGAACGCUAAAGUACUCCCAGAGAAAAGCAAGUCUAAAUGAAAUGAUGUGUAUGUGGAUUUAUUACCUUAGAUGUCAACUGUAGACAAUAAUAUUACCUUAGAUGUCAACUGUAGACAAUAAUAUUACCUUAGAUGUCAACUGUAGUCAAUACUAGCAUAAUAAAAAAUAUUCAAUCAAACUUCUACUGGUCUGGUCUGCUUCUGGAUGAUGGGAGGAGGAGUCUGUCUUUUCCCUUGACUUCCUUUUUGACGCAGCUUCUUUUAGGCCUCUUCCUGUUUCUCUUCCUGUUUCUCUUCCUGUUCCUCUCCCCUUUCUGUUGAAAUGGAGUCUCUCUACCCUCCAUGUUUUCUUCACCUUUACUUUUCAUUUUACCAUGAGUUGUUGUGGCCAUCUUUCCAUUUCAUUUGACCUAAUGUUCACAAGUUCUUUAGUUUCAUUUCUCAGUUUUGUCGUUCUCAUUUGAAGUUUAGUUCAUGAGUUAUUGUUUUUAAUUUUAAUUUUACCAUGAGUUCAUUUUACCCCCCCCCCCCCCCCGUGCAGAUCCCGUCAGGCGGAGAGGGAGAGGGACCGGGCAGCGGAGGAUAACAGACUGUUUAAACAGGAGUUUGGAGACAAGAUAGACUCUCUACAGCUGGAGGUGGAACGACUACGGAAACACAGGUAAUAAUCAGGAUCAAUACAUUUGAUUGGAUUUAUAAAACUCAUCACUGUUUCCUAUAUCAACAUGUGGGUUGGGCCUCUCUAUCUGUGAGGCGAGAGCAACAUGCUCUCCUGUUUAUUCAUAAAGCACUUCUUUUAAAACUACCUCCGUAUAUAUCAUCAUUCAUUUCCAUUAGAUAUACUAAUUUUAAAACCAGAUCACAGAUGUGGAUUACCUUAGAGACUCCUGUGGUCUCCCCAGAGUUGGGUAGGACUGCCUUCAGUUCCUUUGCACCUUAUUUAUGGAACAAACUGCAGAUCCAACUUAAGUUAGACACUCUGGUGUCCCUUGCCCAUUUAAAUUUUUUUAUGGAGGAUCAAAAUGAUGUUGUCUGUGAUUUGUUUCUGUUGAAUUGUGUUUUUGUUUUGUAUGUUUUAAAUGUUCUUGUCUGUAUGUCUAAAACUGUACAUGUCAACAUGUUUACACAGGGCACAGCCGUAAAAGAGAUCCAGGUCUCAGUCUGUUUUUCCCUGUUAAAAUAAAGAUUUAAAAAAAUAUAUAUAUAUAUAUACACACACUGAACAGAAAUAAACGCUACAUGCAACUGCGUUACAGUUAAUAUAAGGAAAUCAGUCAAUUGAAAUAAAUUGAUUAGGCCCUAAUCUAUGGAUUUCACAUGAUUGGGAAUACAGAUAUGACUGUUGGUCACAGAUACCUUUUUAAAAAUAAAUGUAGGGGCGUGGAUCAGAAAACCAGUCAGUAUCUGGUGUGACCACCAUUUGCCUCAUGCAAAUGUUGAUCAGGCUGUUGAUUGUGGCCUGUGAAAUGUUGUCCCACUUGUCUUCAAUGGCUGUGCGAAGUUGCUGGAUAUUGGCGGGAACUGGAACACGCUGUUGAUCCAGAGCAUCCCAAACAUGCUCAAUGGGUGACAUGUCUGGUGAGUAUGCAGGCCAUGGAAGAACUGGGACAUUUUCAGCUUCCAGGAAUUGUGUACAGAUCCUUUCGAAAUGGGGCUGUGCGUUAUCAUGCUGAAACAUGAGGUGAUGGCGGCAGAUGAAUGGCACGACAAUGAGCGUGGUUACACAUGGUCUGCGGUUGUGAGGCCGGUUGAACGUACUGCCAAAUUCUCUAAAACGACGUUGGAGGCAGCUUAUGGUAGAGAAAUUAACAUUUUAAUUAUCUGGUAACAGCUCUGUUGGACAUUCCUGCAGUCAGCAUGCCAAUUGCACGCUCCCUAAAAACUUGAGACAUCUGUGGCAUUGUGUUGUCUAACAAAACUGCACAUUUUAGUGGCCUUUUAUUGUCCCCAGCACAAGGUGCACCUGUGUAAUGAUCAUGCUGUUUAAUCAGCUUCUUGAUAUGCAACACCUGUCAGGUGGAUGAUUAUCUUGGCAAAGGAGAAAUGCUCACUAACAGGGAUGUAAACAAAUUUGUGCACAAAAUGUGAGAGAAAUACAAAUGUUGGGCGUAUGGAACAUUUCUGGGAUCUUUUAUUUCCAGCUCAUGAAACAUGGGACCAACACUUUACAUGUUGAGUUUCUAUUUUUGUUCAGUGUAGUUAUCAUGCUGCAGCUCGUACUGCUCUAGAGACUCAGAUUUAUUCAGUCAAUGAAUAAAUAUAUUAGUCAUUAAUUAUUUGUUCAGAUUUAGAGGUCCUGUACUUGAUAUGAAACGUGUUUGUGUCAGAUGGAGUCUGGAGCAGGAGCUGAGGAGGGGAGGUGGAGGUGGAGGUGGCCAGCACAUAGACCCUGUGUCUGGGGAGAAGAGGGCCUCAACACCCCAGGGAGACCCCAGACAGGUGGACAGCAUCAGGAAGGUACGACACCCUGCUCCUGACAACCUCCUCCUAGAAAUGACCCUGAAGUCUAUUCAAGGACUGACAUGGCCAUGUUGUUCUGUGUUGUCAUAGGAACUAGAGGCCUUCCAAAAGGACAAUGUUGUUCUGUGUUGUCAUAGGAACUAGAGGCCUUCCAAAAGGACAAUGUUGUUCUGUGUUGUCAUAGGAACUAGAGGCCUUCCAAAAGGACAAUGUUGUUCUGUGUUGUCAUAGGAACUAGAGGCCUUCCAAAAGGACAAUGUUGUUCUGUGUUGUCAUAGGAACUAGAGGCCUUCCAAAAGGAGAAUGAGCGACUAUGCAACGCGUUGGAGGCAAGAGCCAGUCUCUCGGGUUCUAACUAGUAGCAUUUUGUAUUGAAACAAUCUGUACGUCUUCGUUAGUAUGAAAACAACAUGUACAGUCUCAUGGUUUAGUAUGAAAACAACAUGUACAGUCUCAUGGUUUAGUAUGAAAACAACAUGUACAGUCUCAUUGUUUAGUAUGAAAACAACAUGUCAGUCUCAUUGGUUUAGUAUGAAACAACAUGUACAAUCUCUGGUUAGUAUGAAACAACAUUCAGUCUCAUUGGUUUACUACUGAACUUACUGUAUGUACAGUGCAGUCUCAUGGUGAUCUCCUCUCUUCGCCUCUCUCUCUCUCUCUCUCGUUCUCCUCUCUCUCUCCUGGUCUCUCUCUCUUCUACUUCCCCUCUCUCUUCUCUCUCUCUAUCGUUCUCUCUCUCUCUCUGUGUCCUAUCUCUCUCGUUCUCUCGCUCUAGGUCAUUGUCACAAAAUCAGGAUAAAGAGGUAAGAUUCCUUAAGAAUUCUCUUCUAACUACAGUCUUUCUAGAUAUCUUUGCUGUGGGCGUCUUCAUAGGAGCUCCCUUUUACAGCUGUUUCUACCAUUUGAAGUGUUAAAUAUGUAUAAUAUGUGUGCAAAGCUGUCAUCAAGGCAAAGGGUGGCUAUUUGAAGAAUCUCAAAUAUAAAAUAUAUUUUGAUUUAUUGAACACCUUUUUGGUUACUACAUGAUUCCAUUUGUGUUAUUUCAUAGUUUUGAUGUCUUCACUAUUAUUCUACAAUGUAGAAAAUAGUAAAAUAAAAACUUUUGACUGGUACUGUAUCUGUUUCUACCAUUUGAAGUGUUAAAUACAGAGCCUUCGGAAAGUAUUCAGACCCCUUGACUUUCUCCACAUUCUGUUAUGUUACAGCCUUAUUCUAAAAUUGAUUAAAUUGUUUUCCCCCCCCUCAUCAAUCUACACAAAAUACCCCAAUAAUGACAAAGCAAAAACAGGUUUUUAGAAUUUCUUGCAAAUUUAUAAAAAAUUGAAAUAUCAAAUUUACAUAAGGAUUCAGACCCUUUAAAUCGGUUCUGUGUUGAAAAACCUUUGGCAGCGAUCACAGCCUCAAGUCUUCUUGGGUAUGACGCUACAAGCUUGGCACACCUGUAUUUGGGGAGUUCCUUACAUUCUUCUCUGCAGAUCCUCUCAAGCUCUGUCAGGUUGGAUGGGGAGCGUUGCUGCACAGCUAUUUUCAGAUCUCUCCAGAGACGUUCGAUCGGGUUCAAGUCCGGGCUCUGGCUGGGCCACUCAAGGACAUUCAGAGACAUGUCCGAAGCCACUCCUGUGUUGUCUUGGCUGUGUGCUUAGGGUCGUUGUCCUGUUGGAAGGUGAACCUUCGCCCCAGUCUGAGGUCCUGAGUGCUCUGGAGCAGGUUUUCAUCAAGGAUCUCUCUGUACUUUGCUCCGUUCAUCUUUCCCUCAAUCCUGACUAGUCUCCCAGUCCCUACCACUGAAAAACAUGCCCACAGCAUGAUGCUGCCACCACCAUGCUUCACUGUAGUGAUGGUGCCAGAUUUCCUCCAUACGUGACGCUUGGCAUUCAGGACAAAGCGUUCAAUCUUGGUUUCAUCAGAACAGAGAAUCUUGUUUCUCAUGGUCUGAGAGUCCUUUAGGUGCCUUUUGGCAAACUCCAAGCGGGCUGUCAUGUGCCUUUUACUGAGGAGUGGCUUCCGUCUGGCCACUCUACCAUAAAGGCCUGAUUGGUGGAGGGCUGCAGACAUGGUUGUCCUUCUGGAAGGUUCUCCCAUCUCCACAGAGGAACUCUAGAGCUCUGUCAGGGUGACCAUCGGGUUCUUGGUCACCUCCCUGACCAAGGCCCUUCUCCCCUGAUUGCUCAGUUUGGCCGGACGGCCAGCUCUAGGAAGAGUCUUGGUGGUUCCAAACUUCUUCCAUUUAAGAAUGAUGGAGGCCUCUGUGUUCUUGGGGACCUUCAAUGCUGCAUAAAUGUUUUGGUACCCUUCCCCAGAUCUGUGCCUCGACACAAUUCUGUCUCGGAGCUCUACGGAUAAUUCCUUUGACCUCAUGGCUUGGUUUUUGCUCUGACAUGCACAGUCAACUGUGGGACCUUAUAUAGACAGGUGUGUGCCUUUCCAAAUCAUGUCCAAUCAAUUGAAUUUACCACAGGUGGACUCAAAUCAAAUUGUAGAAACAUUUCAAGGAUGAUCAAUGGGAACAGGAUGCACCUGAGCUCAAUUUCGAGUCUCAUAGCAAAGGGUCUGAAUACUUAUGGAAAUAAGAAUUUGUUUUUUAAAAUAUUUUAAUCCAUUUUAGAUUAAGGCUGUAACGUAACAAUGUGGAAAAAGGAAAGGGGUCUGAAUACUUUCAGAAUGCACUGAAUGUAUAAUAUAUCUAAUGUUUCUACCAUUUUGAAGUGUUAAAUAUGCAUAAUAUAUUUAAUGCAGAUGAUCUCUUCUCCAGGACCAGUCUUGUCUUGAGAUCAGCCAGGCGUCCAUCUGCUCUCUAUGUGAACAGGAGGAGUCCAUGACUAAGACCAAGGUACCACCUCCUCUUCUUCAGACAUGAUGACUUCCUCAAACUGACCGUGUCUCAAUCCUCCUCUUCUUCAGACAUGAUGACUUCCUCAAACUGACCGUGUCUCAAUCCAGUGUUUUACUUCCUCAUAAUCCUCCAGCUGAACUCCUUCUAGAAUAAUCAGCAUCUCUCCAGUUCUAUCUUCUGUCUAUGGAGACAGUGUAUUAACUGUUUCUCUUCUCUCUAUAGAGCCAGUGUGCUAACUGUCGAGGGGUGUUCUGUGACCGCUGUCUGACCAAUGAGCUUCCUCUUCCCUCCUCCAUCAACCCUGAACACGUCUGUGACUCCUGCUACUCACAGCUACUGCAGCAGUAUGCCUCCAGCCCACCCUGAGACACACACUUCCUGUCUCGGCCUGGAAUGCAGUGUCAUGCAGUACGCCUCCAGCCCACCCUGAGACACACACUUCCUGUCUCGGCCUGGAAUGCAGUGUCAUUCUCUACUAAAAUAUCUAAAAGGGACAGACGACUUUCGGUCUGACGACUUUACUUUUUGGGCGACCUGACCAAUUUCGCAUAGAAAUGUGAGUUAUAGAUCU
Coregonus sp. 'balchen' is the source of this 34943-nucleotide messenger RNA. The record is from the annotation of a GenBank genome assembly. NCBI's taxonomy places the organism in Eukaryota, Metazoa, Chordata, Actinopteri, Salmoniformes, Salmonidae.